This is a messenger RNA of Syngnathoides biaculeatus (alligator pipefish), 5881 nucleotides long. RefSeq names its product membrane associated guanylate kinase, WW and PDZ domain containing 2a (gene magi2a). Gene Ontology annotation, biological process: receptor clustering; signal transduction. Gene Ontology annotation, cellular component: cytoplasm; dendrite. The record is from RefSeq and is a predicted model, not a curated record. The transcript has 21 exons. Gene Ontology annotation, molecular function: type II activin receptor binding; beta-1 adrenergic receptor binding; SMAD binding. Lineage: Eukaryota; Metazoa; Chordata; Actinopteri; Syngnathiformes; Syngnathidae. The coding region runs from base 992 to 4597 and encodes 1201 amino acids.
ACCUUCGCACUCGUGCGAUGUUUGAGGCUCAAGCUUGUUAUUAUUAUUAGAUGAGUUGCAGCUGUACCUAAAAGUGCAAAAAUUGUGGGGAAAUUUGAAGCUUUUUCAAUUUGCAUUGUAGGAUUAUGUUUUGGAUCUGUUCACCAACUACCCUGAACACAUACAUGACUCAUUUUGACCAUGUGACUCUCUCGAUUGAUGCGCUUAUUAUUUAUCCUUAUUGGAUGCCGAGCAGUGCGUCCACCAUUUUGUUUUAUGCACAUAUUGUUCCGCACCGGAAGCGUCCAUUGUCAUCGGUCGCUAAGCUUCUUUUUGCGAUCGUUUUCACGCUCCCCCUGGCGACGUUCUGCGCUUCCCGACGCCAGCGUUCGUCGCGGGAAGCCGUCCAAUCACGUUUUUUUUUUGGGGCGCUGACGUAAUUCCCGCGAGGGCGUCGCGUGGCGUGCGCGGCAGUAGCAAAGCCGGACAGAUUGCGCGGACACAAAAGUGGACCAGGUUCCGUCCUCCGCACGGGAGCCGGCGUUGGAGUCGGACCACGAACGUGUCUGAAAACACGUUCGCCGCCGUUGACGGCUUGGGAAGUCAAAUAUACGCAUGUUAACUGGGGAAGUUGGCGGAGAGUUUGAACGACAAUCAUCGUUUUGUGCCGUGUUGCACUUUUUUUUUGGAUGGCAAAUUCUGCGCUUUUCAUAUUCGCCAUGGCUGCAAGCGCCAAUGAAACCAAAAGACGAUAAAACCAUCGCGGAACACGGGACCCGCAGGCAGAUCCGUUCCCUGACCACGACGGCGGCACGGUGGAUCAGCUGGAAAAGCGUCGGCCUCACAUUUCUGAGGUCCCCGGUUGGAUCCCGGACCCGCCUGCGUGGAGUUCGCAUAUCCUCCCCGUGCCUGGGAAAAACAACGCACAGCGGGGAGCUACGUUUGGGACACUUUCUUCCGUCGGCGGCGGCAUUGAGCUCGGCAGACUCCGGCGCUGCUGAGCUUUGGCUGGAUGACUUCAAUUAAAAAAAGGGCCCCGAGCGAGAUAAUAAUGAGACGGGGUGUGAUCGACAAGGAGCUGUGUCGCUACCUCAACCUGCGUUUCCAGAAAAGCUCAGUGGAGCACGAGUUGCAGCAGGUCACCCGGGACAACCUCGACCUCCGCACCAUCCCCUACACCACCAGGCAGCCCAAGGAAGGGGAGGUGGCCGGGGUGGACUGCCAUUUCGUCAGCGUCCAGCGCUUUAUGGAAUUAGAGAAAAGCGGAGCCUUGCUCGAGAGUGGAACCUAUGAAGAUAACUUGUACGGCACGCCCAAGCAUACCGCCGAGCCUGCCGCGCCGUCGCCUGAUGUAACGGGGCGGCUUCUUCGCGUGGAGGUCAAGCGCCAGCGCAACAAGUCGGUCAGCGACAUGGACAAGGCCAGCGUCGAGCCCCCGGAGGAGGAGGAGGAGGAGGAGGAGGAGGGAGAGGAGAGGCCCGCCGCCGUCAUCGUCAACGGCAUCGCCCUCACGCCAGAGUCGAGCGAACAUGAGGACAAGAGCGCAGCCGGCGAGGCUUUGGCCGACGCCCCGGCCGAGGCGGACCCCGGCCGGUCCCCGAAAAGCGUCGUCCUCCCCAAGCUGGAGGAAGGCGAGGAUCUGGGCCCGCUGCCCGACAACUGGGAGAUGGCGUACACGGAGAAAGGAGAAGUCUACUUCAUCGACCACAACACCAAGACCACGUCGUGGUUGGACCCGAGGCUCGCCAAGAAGGCCAAGCCGCCCGAGGAGUGCAAAGAGGACGAGCUUCCGUACGGCUGGGAGAAAAUCGACGACCCCGUUUACGGCAGCUACUACGUGGACCACAUAAACAGGAGGACCCAGUUUGAGAAUCCGGUUCUGGAGGCCAAGCGCCGACUCCAGCAGGAGCAGCAGAUGCAAAGUCAGGGGCUCUCCUCGCUGCCGCUUCCCGCCAUCUACAGAGAGAAGCCGCUGUUCACGCGCGACCCCACGCAGCUGAAAGGCAGCUUCCUGUCCACGGCGCUGCACAAGAGCAACAUGGGCUUCGGCUUCACCAUCAUCGGCGGCGACGAGCCCGACGAGUUCCUGCAGGUGAAGAGCGUCAUACCCGAGGGGCCGGCCGCCGCCGAUGCCAAGAUGGCCACAGGUGACGUGAUCGUGUACAUCGACGACGUGUGCGUGCUGGGCACCACCCACGCCGACGUGGUCAAACUCUUCCAGUCGGUGCCCAUCGGGCAGAGCGUGACGCUGGUGCUGUGUCGCGGUUACCCGCUGCCCUACGAGCCCGACGACGACGGCGACGCCACCAGCGCCGCCGUCAUCUCCCCGCUGGGCAUCGUGGACCAGCGCCCCCCGAUGGCCAACGGGCGCCCCGCUUACGACAACUACCUGGACUACAUUUCCUGCGGGGCCCGGUUCGCCCCGGAGGCCAGCCGGGAUCCCCAGCGGCCCCCGGACGCCCACUUGGACGCGCCGGACGCCGUCUCGGUGGCGUCGCAAGGCGAACUGCUGACGCUGACCCUGGUGAAGGGCACCGACGGCUUCGGGUUCACCAUCGCGGACGGCGCCGCGGGGCAGCGCGUCAAGCAGGUUCUGGAGCCCGGAGGGUGCCCGGGCGUCAGCGAGGGCGACCUGAUCGUGGAGAUCAACAAGCGGGGGGUGCUGGGCUUCACGCACGCCCAAGUGGUGGAGAUGCUCAAGGAGUGCGCCGUGGGCGCCGAGACGUGUCUGCUGGUCCAGAGACCGGCGCCAGAAUCGGGACCCCCGAGGACGACUUUUCCUGCGGACUCCUCCUCGGGAUCGGAGUACCAGGACAUGGAGGUGAACUUGCGGAGGCAGAAGUCCGGCUUCGGGUUCAGGGUCCUGGGCGGGGACGAGGCGGGCCAGCCUGUGAGUCCGGACACACGUGAGAAGAUCUUGAUCGGCGCCAUCAUCGAGAAGAGCCCGGCGGACCUGGACGGGCGCCUGCGGCCCGGCGACGAGCUCCUCUUGGUGGACGGCGUUACCGUGGUGGGCAAGCCGCAUCGCUACGUCAUCGACCUGAUGCACGCGGCGGCGCGCAACGGGCAGGUCAACAUGCUCAUCAGGAGGCGGAGGCAGGCCGCAGCCGAGUCGUGUCAGGAGAACGGCCGCCACUCGGGCUCGGUGUCCACGCAGCACAGCUCGCCGCGCAGCGACCUGACGUACGCCAACAGCGCCGACGGGGCCCCGCCCGCUAGCGGGCAACCCAGCGACGUCCUCAUCCACCGGAAGGAGAGCGAAGGCUUCGGGUUCGUCAUCAUCAGCUCGCUCAACCGGCCCGAGGCGCCCGCCGCCAACCCGGUGCCGCACAGGAUCGGGCGCAUCAUCGAGGGCAGCCCGGCCGACCGCUGCGCCAAGAUGAAGGUGGGCGAUCGCAUCCUGGCCGUCAACGGCCAGUCCAUCGUCAACAUGCCGCACGGCGACAUCGUCAAGCUCAUCAAGGACGCCGGCCUCAGCGUCACCCUGAGGGUCAUCCCGCAGGAAGGGGAAGUGAGCAACCCGCCGCCGGCGCCCACCCCGGAGAAGCAGAGCCCGCCAGCGCAGCGGCGCAGUCCCGAGACCCAACCGCCCUCUGCCGUCGGCUCACAGACCGCCCCGGGAGGCCCCGAUUCGGGCCAGUCCGACGCCAGGGUCCACCACAGCCCCGUCAGCGCCCAGCUGCCCGCACCCCCGACGCAGACGUACACCCACGAGGGGAGUUACAGAUCGGAGGUGAAAGCCCGACAGGAUGUGAAACCGGACAUCCGGCAGCCGGCGUUUACCGACUACCGUCAGCCGCCCGUGGACUACCGGCACCCCCCUGUGGCCGACUACCGCCAGCCGCCCACCCUGGACUACCGGCACCCGCCCCUCUUGGACUACCGGCCGCAGUACGCCGUCCCGGACUAUCGGGUGCCGCCGGUGCAGGUGAGCCAGAAGAAGCGGGACCGCCGAGCGAGUCCGUCGCCUCCCCGACGUCACGCGGGAACGUCGCCGCUUUGCUCGCAGCUCUCGCAGGACUUCGACUUCUUCACGGUGGAGCUGGAGAAGAGCGUCAAGGGUUUCGGCUUCAGCAUCCGCGGGGGUCGGGAGUACAAGAUGGAUCUGUUUGUCCUCCGCCUGGCGGAGGACGGCCCGGCGUUACGCAACGGCAGGAUGAGGGUGGGCGACCAGAUCAUCGAGAUCAACGGCGACAGCACACGUGACAUGACGCACGGCCGCGCCAUCGAGCUGAUCAAAUCGGGCGGCAGGCGGGUGCGCCUCCUCUUAAAACGGGGCUCGGGCCAGGUCCCCGAGUACGACAAUGGCGCCCCACGGGACGCUCGCCCUCCAGCCUCUCCAAGCCUGCCGGAAGUAGCGGCGCCGCCCGGGAGCGACGGCGGCAGGUCCGCCCGAGAGGGGCGCAGAGCCGUCCCGGGACGUUCCGCCGGGAGAAUUCCCCGAGAAAGCGGCUUUCCCGCCACUCCCGCUGUGCAUGCGAACGGGAAAAGCGGGCCGGGCCCGGAACCCGGGCGGGAAUCGGCGGCCGGGAAGUCCGCCCUCUCUCCGGGGCCCUGGAAGAUCCCCGGAUGGGACAAGCUUCCCGGCGCGCUGCGGGCGGGAACUUCGGCCAGAUAAACCGAUCCGGCGGGCUCCUCCUCCUUUUAUUUAUUUGACUACAGACUAAGUUAUUGGACACCCUCCACCUUAAAAACUGGACCUUCAUCCACCUUUCUUUGGAGAAAAAAAAAAAAAUCAGCCCAAGAAACGCAAGCAGCUUUUUUAUGAGAACUCGGACACAACGGGGUCUAUUUUCUCGGACUUUGCCUUAACCGGACCGCGCGGGCCCAACAAACGAUCACCGUGUAAACGGGACGGAAGGCUGAGAAAGGACGCCGACGAGGGCACAGAUGGAGUGCCUUAGGAAGGGGGGGGGGAAGUGGAAAGGGGCUGCCCGUAACCACGACGACCACACGCGACGUACUGCGGAAUUCGAUUACGUCGCGAGCUCGUGCGCUUUGGUGUCCCGCAGGUCCUGAACGGUGCCAAAACGGCUUCGCUCCUGUGCUUUUUUUUUUUUUUGUACAAUCGACUGCGCCGCCAACAGUUGCGCUCGGUUGCCACGGCGAUGAGGGAGGGCCCAUCAAGCACAACGUGGAAGCGUCUUUUGUCUUUUCCAUCACUUUUGUUGGGCAACAAAAACCAAAACGUGUGUGUGUCUGCGCGUGUGUGUGCGUGUGCGUGUGUGUACGUUGACGACACAGCUCAGAAUCACUGUGUAGUGUAAAACAAACUAUAAAGAAAAAAUAAUAACACGACUCGAUGUUCUCUCGGCGGUCACCAAGACAACUAUUUUUAUUAAUGAAAAAUGCAGCACUAUGAAGAUAUUAACUUUUUCGGAGGGGGGGGGCAGAAAUCUUGUAUGAUACUCUGAUGAAUAAAAGAUUGACACAACAACAAUAAAGAAAUGCAGGAAGUUAUUGUCUGCAAAUAUGAAACACAUGCUCACGUCAAUUCAUGUAAAAAAAAAUUUUUUUAAAUGUUCAUUUAUAUGCCGAAUUAACCGGGGUGAUUAAUUUCAACGCAGCAGUUCAUUUUCAUUUGGGGCGAGCGCCCCCCUUCGUGAAUAUUAGCAAAUACAUGUUAAAUUUUAAAUAUUUAGUUGUUCAGGUUCCUGCUUUAUUUUAUUCCACCAAACGCCAUGUUUAAUCUUAUAUGCAAAAGAAGAUGUUUAAAAUCAGACAAAGUCGCUCAACGAGCCAUUGUACAUGUAGAUUCUUAACUGUCCACACGAGGGCGCAAAUAAUGAAAAUGCCGUCAGUUUUACCCUUGAAUGGCCACUGGAGGUCAGUGUCAACUCACAUUUUUGGACCACUUGCGCGUUCUCGUCACGUUCAACUUUUUUCUUUUUUUGGGGGGGGG